Molecule: messenger RNA, 1677 nt
Organism: Leptopilina heterotoma
Lineage: Eukaryota; Metazoa; Arthropoda; Insecta; Hymenoptera; Figitidae
Product: acyl-CoA Delta(11) desaturase-like
Exons: 7
Coding region: 151-1227 (358 amino acids)
Biological process (GO): unsaturated fatty acid biosynthetic process
Cellular component (GO): endoplasmic reticulum membrane
Molecular function (GO): stearoyl-CoA 9-desaturase activity; iron ion binding
Source: RefSeq, a predicted model, not a curated record
UUUCUUGUUCCCCACCAGAUGGUGUCAAUGAAUUUAUAAAUGCUCAAGCUUUUCGAAUUUUCUCUUCAGUUGCCAUUUGUGAAUAGUUUGUUUUUGUUUCUAUUUUCUGUGUUCAUCGGUAGUUGAGUUUAUCGAGUGAUAUCAGACAAAAUGCCCCCGACGACGGCAAGCUCGACUAUCGGGGAGACGAUAAAGUCGGUGGCCAAUCCAUCAGAUGACACCGAUCUUAAAGAAAAAAGUGAUGCUAAAUCGGGAAUGUACGAUGGCAUCGAACUUCAAAAACCCACAAAAUUGGGACCUUUUGAAUUUGAGAAUGAAUUGCUGUGGAAUUAUAUUAUUUUCUUCACCGUUUGGCACAGUAUAGCAAUUUAUGGAGCCCUCACAUUUCCUUACAUCACUCAUCCAUUAACAGCGCUAUGGAUGUUGGGAGUUUACUCUUACACGAAAAUUGGAGAAACUGCUGGUGCUCAUCGUUUAUAUGCUCAUAAGGCAUACAAAGCAAAAACACCACUGAGAGCAUUGUUGCUGUUAAUGUACUAUUCCAAUGGCACCUUCACAAUUAGAAAUUGGGUAAAACUUCAUCGGAUUCAUCAUAAAUAUGCAGAGACUGAGGCUGAUCCAACAAAUUCGACUCGUGGUUUCUUCUUUGCUCACAUUGGUUGGUUGAUGAUGAAGAAACAUCCGGAAAUGAUUAGACGCAAGCGACAAGUCGACAUUAGUGAUAUUAAAGCAGACCCACUAGUACGAUUCGGAGAUAAAUAUUUCAAAAUUUGGAAAUACUUGCUGUGCUUCAUUUUGCCCACUAUUGUGCCAGUCUACUGUUGGAAUGAAAGUUGGUACUAUGCAAUUAUGUCGCAAUGCUUUAUUCGUUACGUUUUUCAACUAAACGUGACAUUCAGUGCCAACAGCUUUGCCCACUUAUGGGGCCAUAAAAAGCCCUACGACAAGAACAUCUUUCCAACGGAACACAAAGCCGUCUCCAUUGUAACCAUGGGCGAGGGGUGGCAUAAUUAUCAUCACACAUUCCCUUGGGAUUAUAAGGCGGCAGAACUUGGUGACUAUUCAAUGAAUGUAACGACUGGCUUUAUCGACCUAUGUGCUAAACUCGGUUUGGCAUACGAUUUAAAGCAACCCUCCAAGGAUUUAAUCAAAUCAGUUUGCAAGAACAAAGGAGACGGCACUCAUCCUGUGUGGAAAGAGGUUUCAGAACCAAUUGCAGCUCACUAAAAAACUUUUCAUAAUACAAAUAAAAUAAAAUCUUCAUUUUUUCCCCCCUCAAGAAUUCAUUAUUUGUUUUACGAAAAUUCAAUUCGAGAAUAUCAAUUACAGUUUGAAGUUUUACACUCCCCUUAGAGAGCAUGUUUAGAAUUUUAUUUAUUUCUUUUUUUUCUUUUCCCUAUCAAUCAAUUUAUUUCCUUAUCAUUUAAAUGCUAAUCUGUCAAGUGAUUAAAAUAUCAAAUUCGAUUCGAUUUGAAGUGAUAGAACACGUGUAUUCUAUUCUCAAUGAGAAUUUACGAAAUCUUUUUUCGGUCUGCCAAAGAUUGAUAUGCGAGAAAAGACUGGAAAUUUUGUCGAGAAAAAAAAAUACAAGCGAAACAAAAAAAAAAUUGAUACAAUUUCAAAAUAAGAAAUUUAUUUUAUUAAUUACUAAAUAGGCAAUUUUGUAAAUCGUUAAAA